Molecule: messenger RNA, 642 nt
Organism: Rotaria sordida
Lineage: Eukaryota; Metazoa; Rotifera; Eurotatoria; Philodinida; Philodinidae
Source: the annotation of a GenBank genome assembly
AUGAUAACAACUGGAACAACUGUCUCAGCUGCACAAGCAGUUAUCCAACGAAAUAUUCAAUUAAUGCGUAUAACACUUGCUGUUACAGUUCUUUCAUUUAUUACUUUUUCAAUAAUACUUACAUCAAGUUAUUGGAUAGUUAUAACUUAUCCACCUGAUUUCUUUUCUAAAAAACAAAAUCUAUACAUUGUUCGAGCUACUUAUGGUGUCAUUUGGGAAUGUGUAGUUGGUCGACCAACACCAGAUGUUAUGUAUGAAAAUCAAUGUGAUUAUCAUCAAAAUCAUGUUCAAAAUGUAUCUUCAUCAACUGAACAAACUCUACUAGGAAUGAUUCGUACAAUGCUUUCAUUUAGUGCUAUUCAUAUUCUUCUAUUAGUAAUUACAUUUAUUUGUGGUUUAUAUAGUAUUCGUGAAUAUCGAUAUACAUAUAAACGAUUAACAGGGAUGAUAUAUAUUGUGACUGCUGUUUCUCUUCUCGUUUGCAUUGAAGCAUUAAGUACUAUAUUUCGUCAUGCUAGUGCACAUUUACCCAAUAUUUAUCCACCCGGUACGAAACAUACUAAAAAACGAAAAGGUACAUUUGAUGAAGCAACAGAAGAAGAAGCUUUGGCUAAUCUACCUGUUGAUCUUGGUCGAUUUUAA